GCAUACUGCUGCGACCGCGCGUUGUUAGAUUGUUCAGUUUGUAAACAACUAACAACCGGUUAAAGUGUAUUUUAAUCAAGGAAAAUGCGAAGUUUUAUUAAAUAUUCCAAAUAUUGUGAUUUUCCUAUUGAAAAUUUACCUUAUGGAGUGUUUUCUACGGCUAACGAUGGAACACCUAAGAUAGGAGUAGCCAUUGGAGAGUACAUUCUAAACCUAUAUGAAGUUGCUCACUUAUUCAAUGGGCCACUAUUAAAAGACAAACAUCAUGUUUUUAAACAGACUACCCUAAACAGUUUUAUGUCCCUCGGCUUAUCUGAAUGGAAAGAGGCUCGUAACAGGCUGCAAGAGUUACUCUCUGAAGAUGUAGCCACUUUAAGGGACAACACAGAACUAAGAGAAAGAGCAUUUAUACUACAAAGUGAAGCCAAAAUGCACCUGCCUGCCCAUAUAGGGGACUACACCGACUUCUAUUCAUCCAUACAUCAUGCCACUAAUGUAGGAAUCAUGUUUCGUGAUAAAAACAAUGCCCUAUUGCCAAACUGGAGACAUCUGCCAGUGGGUUAUCAUGGUAGGGCCAGCUCGGUGGUUAUUUCAGGAACCCCGAUACACAGGCCCUAUGGCCAAACUCUACCUGUAGAAGGUGCUGCUCCCGUUUUCGGCCCAUGUAAACUAAUGGACUUUGAACUGGAAAUGGCAUUUUUUGUCGGUGGAUCGAACAAGUUGGGCGAACCUAUCAGUGUCCAGAAAGCGCACGAACACAUUUUCGGUUUUGUUAUUAUGAAUGAUUGGAGCGCUAGGGAUAUUCAAAAAUGGGAAUACGUGCCUUUAGGGCCUUUCACCGCAAAAAAUUUGGGCACGUCUUUAUCUCCUUGGGUGGUCACCACGUUGGCACUGGAGCCAUUUAUCGUCGACAAUUACCCACAGGAACCGGAGCCGUUUCCGUAUUUAAAGCAUAACGAUAAGUUUAACUUUGAUAUCAGUUUGGAAGUGGACAUAACGCCAAAGGAUUCGAACGUUUCCACAACCGUGUGUCGAUCGAACUUCAAACAUCUUUAUUGGACAGUAAAGCAACAAUUGGCCCACCAUACUGUCACCGGAUGUAAUGUUAACCCGGGAGAUUUAAUGGCUAGUGGCACGAUAAGUGGAGAAACCUCCGAUUCGUUUGGAUCGUUACUAGAGCUGUCGUGGAAGGGCACCAAACCCAUCAAGCUUCACGAUGGUACUCAAAGAAAAUUCCUUCAAGAUGGCGACACUGUAACCAUGAAGGCGUUUUGCGAGGGUGAAGGUUAUAAUGUGGGAUUUGGAGUUUGUACUGGACAGCUCUUACCAGCAAGAGAGAUUAGUUUUUAACUAAAAUUUACGUUUUUUUUAAAACAAAAUUAAUGUGCAGAUAGUGUUCAAGAUAUUUGAAGUGCCACUAACAUUAUCAAACUACAAUAAAUAUUUUUACUUUAA
This is a messenger RNA of Anthonomus grandis grandis, 1455 nucleotides long. It is a transcript of the gene Faa, whose product is annotated as fumarylacetoacetase. Lineage: Eukaryota; Metazoa; Arthropoda; Insecta; Coleoptera; Curculionidae. Gene Ontology annotation, molecular function: fumarylacetoacetase activity. Gene Ontology annotation, biological process: L-tyrosine catabolic process; L-phenylalanine catabolic process; homogentisate catabolic process. Bases 85 to 1350 code for a protein of 421 amino acids. The transcript is spliced from 9 exons. The record is from RefSeq and is a predicted model, not a curated record.